Pocillopora verrucosa is the source of this 1628-nucleotide messenger RNA. NCBI's taxonomy places the organism in Eukaryota, Metazoa, Cnidaria, Anthozoa, Scleractinia, Pocilloporidae. The record is from RefSeq and is a predicted model, not a curated record.
CUCUUAUUUAUGGCUAUUUGAUCAAUUGAGGUGUUGCUAACGUGUUGCUUUCUAUCAUUGUUUUAUACUAUUUGCAGACUCAACCUAAUUUUCGCUGAUUUGUAUUCGACUGAACUUCGUGAUGUCAGAGAUGAAGUUUUUGAUGAUUUUUCCAGCAAUCAUGGUCACCUUGGCUCUCCUAAACAUGGUCACAACAACAGAAGGUCGAACAGCUGACCCAGGAUCAGCCAUCGUUAAUUCCAUACAGGAUGCUACCAAAAGAAUGAAAAUCAUGAGAGCCGGAUUGAGCAGGGGUCUGGGGGAAUGCCAAAGGCUAUAUAAAGACGAGCUCUGGGACUGCAGUUUUUAUAACAAAAGCGUGACUGGAAAUUUACCUGACUUUGUUCAAAGAACUUUGCCUUAUGCGAACAAAGAGACAGCGUUUCUACAUGCAAUCACAACCGCUGGCAUCCUACAAGAAAUCGUUUCUCAGUGUGCUGCAAAUAAAAUCACCGAAUGUAGCUGUGACAAAAAAGCACAACGAACUUCUAGAUGUGGGAACAACCUGACGUUUGCCGCGGAGGUGACGCUGAACCUCCUAAGAACUCGACCACAAGGGAACAACGAUCGAAGAGAAAUCGACGAAAAGAAUCAAAAUGUGGGAAUAGAGGUUUUCAAGGGGAAUUACAAGAAUUGUCUGAGUAGAGUGCCUAAAAAAUGCGAUAAAUGGCAGGAAGUUGCAAAAGAACUGAAAAACAAAUAUCAAUCUGCCGUCAAGAGCAAUAAUGUGCAGCAGCAGCAGCUCAGUAUGGGAAAGGUUUUCCGCAGAAAUCACAUGCAGCUGCUGGUACUAACUUAUCAGGAUUCGUCGCCUGAUUAUUGCCAACGUAAUGUGACCGCUGGCUCUCCAGGCCUGGAAGGAAGGGUAUGCGGAAAUGAUGGAAAAAAAACACGUCACUGCAGGUCACUGUGUAGGCAAUGUGGCUUGAAACUCAUGAGGGAGAGACGAGGGAGUCCAAUCAACACGGUUACAGUCUGCAGGCAGAGGAAAAGAAGCCACCAAAACCGUAAAGGUCAUAACAAGGGAAACCGUUCACCUUAAGAAAGCAUUUUCUCGUCAUUAUAGAUAAAUAGUAUAGGCCUUAUGUUGCUGAGGCAAUUUCAUUGAGAAAAGCACUUCGAGCUUUAGUCUUCACGUUCAGCUGCUUCUUAGCGUCAGGCUCAUAAAUGCAUCGCUUGCAAGUUUUAGUGACACAGUAAACCCACAUUUUUGUCUUAUUUUAUAUUAUAUUUCCGCAUCUAUACAACCAAACAAUGAACUUGACAGUGCUUAUAAACACGUUCGUCGACUGCUUUCCAAGAGGAAAGUAUACGUAGAUCUAGAGGCGAUAUUUUCCAUAGAUGUGAUUUGUCCGUACGAUUUCAGAUAAUCUUGAGAGCUCACACUUUGUAACAAGCUGCAUUACCUGUUAUUUGGAUUGAUAGUAGCAGUAUUUUAACCUGUCUCUGUUUUAUUACGCUCUGCAGUUUUAUACAGGCAUAGCAGAUAAUGACCGAGCACAUUUGAUGAACAUGUGUUGGCCUUGUUAAAAAACUAUUUCCUCUAGGAAAAAAUGAAUAAUAAAUUGAUAAAAAUGUCUUUGGUAAAA